AUUGUGAUAUAGAUCUAAUCUUUUGAUGUAUUUGCAUUUCUGUAGAUGCCUAGAGGAAAAGGUUAUCGUCGGUCUUUGGCUGGCAAGUUGAAGUACGCAAAGCGGAACACUCCUCAGCUUCCCACUCCUGAAGUGAUUCUGGUGCCACGUGGUGGCGCAUGUGAACCAUGUUGUGGUACGGGGGUUCGUCACCGAGUCAACGAAUGGACACGGUCAAAGGUUACAGGAAAACAACACAAGUUCAUCAUUCCUCCAGAGGUCCCAGACAAGAAGUUCAUUCUGAUUGUUGGCGAUUCUCAUCUGCGGGCUAUAGUCGACGGGGUUGUUCCCAUGCCAAAGUCACAGGACAUUCCGCUGUCGUUUGGCUUCAUGUCUACGCCUGGGGGCACUGCUGCAGACCUGAGGGCCGAGUUGGACAACGCUUUUAUCACCCGGAUCCCAGAUGCUAUCUGUCUCUUGGCACCUAGCAACAACCUCACUGCUAACCAAACCAUCAGUGAAGCGGCGGUGGAUUUCCGGAAACUACUGGACAGCACCAUCAACAUUUGUACUAAGGUCUUUGUUGUCGACUUCCCGCCGCGUUUGAACAUUGACCUGGACGUACAACGGCAUUAUCGGGAGGAGUACCAUCGUGUUGCAGCUCUGUUGGGUAUGUGAAGUCAAAUAGUGUAUUUGUGUGCAGGUUUACAGGAUGAUAUGCAUUUUAAGCAGACAUUUUAAAUAAAUGCCUAAUUAUUGUUCUAUUCUUCAUUUCUAAGGUAUUCACUGCUACCCUGUUGAUGAGAGGUUCCCGUUAAACAACCUCAAGCUGUGGAGCAAAGAUGGGGUUAGUUUGAUCAGCUAAUUUAUGGUAUAUGUAUAAGUGUGAUGUUCAGUUUCCUGUAGUGGGUUUAACAAGUUAAAUUAGACCGAUG
Sander lucioperca (pikeperch) is the source of this 914-nucleotide messenger RNA. RefSeq lists its product as uncharacterized. The coding region runs from base 46 to 657 and encodes 203 amino acids. The transcript is spliced from 4 exons. The record is from RefSeq and is a predicted model, not a curated record. Lineage: Eukaryota; Metazoa; Chordata; Actinopteri; Perciformes; Percidae.